This is a messenger RNA of Perca flavescens (yellow perch), 2847 nucleotides long. It is a transcript of the gene tmc2b, whose product is annotated as transmembrane channel-like 2b. The annotation marks the transcript as partial. The record is from RefSeq and is a predicted model, not a curated record. Lineage: Eukaryota; Metazoa; Chordata; Actinopteri; Perciformes; Percidae. Gene Ontology annotation, molecular function: mechanosensitive monoatomic ion channel activity. Gene Ontology annotation, biological process: vestibular reflex; detection of mechanical stimulus involved in sensory perception of sound. The transcript has 21 exons. Gene Ontology annotation, cellular component: plasma membrane.
AUGGCAGGUCGUGAUUUUCGUGCCAUGACACUGGGCUGCUCUGGGGUACGCCACCACGACGGUGUGUCGAAGUACGUGGGCGAGGCGGUGAAAACAUUCGGGGGCCACAACCUGCGGAAGAGAAACACAGUCGGCAUCACGCCCUGGGGGGUCAUCGACAACAACACGGACCUCAUCUACAGAGACAUCUUAAAUGGGUUGUCGCCUUCUUACUUAUCGGAGCUCUUACAUGUCCACACGCCUGUCAGAGCACUGAGGUCGUCCAAUCAGAUUCUCCUCGAUGUGCCCAGACCCAGGUUAAAAACCAAAGUGGAGGCCCGGAGGAAAGCUAAGAACAGACGAGCCAAACCCCAACGUAAAGCCAAACGGGUCAGCGACGAUGAUGACGAGGAUGACGAAGAGGAGGACGAGGACCAGUCACCGAGGAAGAGAGGACGGAAGAAGAAAGCGAAGCCUCGCGACGACGAAGACGAAGAGGAAGAGGAAGAGGAAGACAACCGAAAUGUGAAAAGAAAAAGUUCCAAAGCCUCCCGGAAGAAAGCGAAGGAUGAGAGCGACGAGGAGAGCGAAGACGAACAAGAGAAGAAGAAAAAGGGAGCCUCCAAAAAGGACAAAGAGGAGAGGAAUAAGGAGAAGGGGAAAGGUAAAGGGAAACAAGGGAAGGAUGUAGGAGCUGAGGACAAGAAGAAGAAGAAGAAUAGGAAGUUGAGCAGCUCUUUCCCUUCAUCAAAAUCGGACGAAGAAUCGCUGUCGGAGGGAGAGAUGGCAGCCCUCAAGGAAGAGGUAGAGGAGAAGAAGAAACUGAUCGCUACGUUAAGGAACAAACCGUGGCGCAUGAAGAGGAGACUCACACUUCUCAAGGAGGCCCAGGAUUUUGUUGAAAAAUUUGAAGGAGCUCUUGGGAAAGGAAAAGGCCGGAAGCUGUUCGCAUUCAAAGUAAUGAUGGCCAAGGUUCUUAUGGGUCUUCCCUACGGCUCUAUUCCCAGGAAAACGGUGCCUCGAGAGGAGCAGGCCACAGCCAUGGACUACUCUGUGCUCAGUGACUUUGAAGGAUACUUCAAGUACUCCAUUUUGUUCUACGGGUACUACAACAACGAACGGCAGAUCGGGCUUCUGAAGUUCAGGCUCCCGCUGUCAUACCUGCUGGUGGGCGUUGGCAUCUUCGGAUACAGCCUGAUGGUUGUCAUACGAACGAUGGCUCGCAACGCAAACGAAGGAGGGGACGGAGGGGAUGAGGGAGACUUCACCUUCAGCUGGAAGAUGUUCACUAGCUGGGACUACCUGAUAGGAAACUCUGAGACUGCAGACAAUAAGUACGCCUCCAUCACCACCAGCUUCAAGGAAUCCAUCGUUGAUGAACAGAUGAACCAGAAAGAUGAGAACAUCCAUCUCCGACGGUUCCUCAGGGUUCUGGCAAACGUUCUGAUCCUCUUGUGCCUGGGAGGCAGCGGGUAUCUCAUCUACUAUGUGGUGAAACGUUCGCAGGUCUUUGCUAAUAUGAAUAAAGACGAUCUCACGUGGAUGGAAAAGAACGAGGUGGAGUUUGUGAUGUCUUUGCUGGGUCUGGUGUGCCCUCCUCUGUUCGAAGCCAUCGCAGAACUGGAAGAUUAUCACCCGCGUAUUGCACUCAAGUGGCAGCUGGGACGAAUCUUUGCCCUUUUCCUGGGAAACCUUUACACCUUCCUCUUCGCUCUGUUUGACGAGGUCAAUGCCAAGUUGGAGAGUGAGAAGGACAUCAAAAAUGCCACUAUAUUGGCUUUGCAUGAGUACGCCGCCAACUACAGCUCCUUCUACAACACGACAAUUGUUCCUCCUCAAAAUGUGCAUCCAGCUGACGUCAUCAGAGGACCCUGCUGGGAGACUGCAGUGGGAAAAGAAUUUGUGAAGCUGACCGUGUCGGACAUACAGGUGACCUAUUUGACCAUCCUGGUUGGUGACUUGUUGCGGGCUGUCAUUGUCCGCUUCCUUAACUACUGUUGGUGCUGGGAUCUGGAGGCAGGAUUCCCUUCGUACGGAGAGUUUGACAUCAGCGGGAAUGUGCUGGGGCUGAUCUUCAAUCAAGGAAUGAUAUGGAUGGGGGCGUUUUACGCUCCAGGUCUGGUGGGUCUGAACAUCCUGCGUCUCCUGAGCUCCAUGUACUUCCAGUGCUGGGCCGUGAUGUGCACCAACGUUCCCCACGAGAGAGUCUUCAAGGCCUCGGGGUCCAACAACUUCUACAUGGGCCUGCUGCUGCUGGUGCUGUUCCUCAGCCUGCUGCCUGUGGUCUACACCAUCAUGACCCUGUCCCCGUCAUUCGACUGUGGGCCUUUCAGCGGCCAGGAGAAGAUGUAUGACGUUGUCAUGGAGACGAUAGACCAGGAUCUUCCCGCCUUUAUCGGGAACCUCUUUCUGUACGCCACCAACCCCGGACUCAUCAUGCCAGCCGUCCUCCUCAUGGUGUUGGCGCUCUACUACCUGAAUGCUGUGUCAAAAGGAUACCAGCAAGCAAACAUUGACCUUAAGAAGAAGAUGCAAAUGGCUCGAGACGAGGAGAAGAACCGAAGGAAUAACAAGGACAGCACCAAUCAGGUGAUGAAAGAUCUGGAGGACCUGCUGCCAAACAAGUCUCUGAUACCCCCUGCUGCUGAGGAGGAGCCCCCCCCACCUGAUGUCGUGGUCGAUAAGGGCAGCAGGUCUCCCAAAGUGAAGCCCGGUGCAGCAGGAAAAGGGGUUCAUCUGCAGAGGGAUGUGUCUCUGGCUGCCCCAAACCCCAGAUACCCAGUGACCCGGGACCCGGGCCCAAGAAGAGGGCCUCCUGGAAACGCCAUGGGGCCCCAACCUGGGCCUGGGAGAGGAAGAGGAGGAGGA